Messenger RNA from Myxocyprinus asiaticus (Chinese sucker), 447 nucleotides. Its product is annotated as dual specificity protein phosphatase 22-B-like. Gene Ontology annotation, biological process: regulation of cell population proliferation; transforming growth factor beta receptor signaling pathway; positive regulation of JNK cascade. Gene Ontology annotation, cellular component: cytosol. Lineage: Eukaryota; Metazoa; Chordata; Actinopteri; Cypriniformes; Catostomidae. The transcript has 3 exons. The coding region runs from base 82 to 342 and encodes 86 amino acids. The record is from RefSeq and is a predicted model, not a curated record.
UAUGAGAAUAAGUGGCUUGAAAGUUUCAUACUGAAAACACAUAAUGAGUCUUGCAGCGUGACGCUGGUGGUGGCGUACAUCAUGACUGUGAAUAGUCUGGGGUGGAAGGAGGCUCUGGCAGCGGUGCGGGUGGCCAGAUCCUGUGCAUCACCCAAUAAGGGCUUCCAGACCCAGCUGCAGGAGUUUGAGACCACCCAACUACAGCAGUUCAGGGAGUGGCUUAAGGAAGAAUAUAAAGAAAACCCUUUCAAUGAUGAGGAGGAUAUCUGUGUCCUGCUUGCACAGAUACCCAGCACCUCAACACUGGAGAAUGAUUUACAGGACAGGAUGGUGGACUCCUGAAAGAUCUUGACUACUCAUUCACCGGACUGGGAAGGAGAAUUCAAGUCAACAAGCCAUUCCUCAAAGACCUGUGUUCAUGACUGUUUUCUCAAUUCAGAAACACUG